Messenger RNA from Dentiscutata heterogama, 609 nucleotides. The record is from the annotation of a GenBank genome assembly. NCBI's taxonomy places the organism in Eukaryota, Fungi, Glomeromycota, Glomeromycetes, Diversisporales, Gigasporaceae.
GCUGCGCGCAAUUUUAAAAUCUACAUUGAAAAGGCCAAUAAAGAUUCGACUUCUUAUGCACCUGCUCUUUACGCUUUGUCUGCACUUACGAUUCAAAAUACCACCCCAACGACAGGUAAUCGGAAACAAGUCACACAAAACUUACGUACUCAACAAGCUUCAAAUUAUUACACAAGAGCUAAAGAAGCGGAGGAAAGAUAUAAAUAUCUUUACGGACGUACCCCUGAUAUGACUGAUGUUAAACGUACUGCGAUUGCACUUUUCGAACCAAAACGUCUAAAAGAAAGUACGAAAUUGGAAAAAGGAUCCAAAAAAGAGGCAGAGAGAUUAAAAAUUUUGCAACGAUUCCUUGCAUCCUCGAAUGGAGAUCAGCAAUAUAAGGGUAAAAAGUGUAAUUCUUGUAACAGCCAAGAGCGAAAAGAUGUAAACGGGGAAUUGGAUAGCGAAAAAAAAUCACAAUUAUUAGUUUGUUCUGGUUGUGGGCGUGCGAAUUAUUGUUCAAAAGAAUGCCAAAAGAAUGAUUGGAAAAAUGGACAUAAACAACAAUGUGCAACAUUGAAAGGUGCAACAUUGAAAGGGGAAACACUGAAAGGAGCAAACAACAAAUGA